This is a messenger RNA of Symbiodinium sp. CCMP2592, 1002 nucleotides long. NCBI's taxonomy places the organism in Eukaryota, Dinophyceae, Suessiales, Symbiodiniaceae. The record is from the annotation of a GenBank genome assembly.
AUGACUCGAAUCCUGCAGCUGUGGCUGCUGAGUUUGGCCUCGACAUUUGCACCGGCAUGGGCCAGAAGCUUCCGUCCCGGUACCAUCAAUGGCUGGAUCCUUUGGGCCCAGAACACCGAAGUCUAUGAUCCCCCCUGGUGUGCCGAGAGGACCGCGUGCAUGAUCUCGGAUAUCGUCGAUGCGGCGCGACAGGUGGUUGCCAUGACCGGCGAUUGCAUGGGCGAGCUGGAGGAGCCUGCGAACUGCGCCAACGAUAUCUUCGCUUUCCUCUACGACAUCGCGGAUGCCUGUGGAUGUGCGGCUGGACUGGCGAUGGGCUGCGCUGGCAAAGCGACAUCGUGCGAGCAAGGAGCAUUCUUCGCAUCUGAAGACACCAUGUCCGUCGCGCAAGAUCUGAUCGGAGCUGCAGGCAACUGCGACGUUGACGUUUUCCUUUGCCUCAUCAACGUCGUCGAUGCUCUCAAUGAUAUGCUCACCAUGGCCCUGGACACGAAGUCGGCCGUCGACACUUGCCCCCAGGAGCGCGAAGGUUUCCUCAAGAAGUGGCUGAAGCAAGAACACCCGGAAUGGUUCCAGUAUCGCAUCCUGGAGCCGCCACAAGGUAAAGACAAUGCAUCGUCGGAGGGAGACGAGGCGGAAGCGCAGGAAGUGCAUCUGGGGAGGAGCUACAGAGCGGAACUCAACUCCGACCACCUGGCGACUUUCCAAGAUGCCACCACAAGGCUUGGCGUGAUAGACAUCACGCACAAUGGCCCCAUUCUUGCUAUGGACAAUGCGGGUGUCCUGCGGGUGGGCAGUGCCUAUGUUCUGCCAAAUGGAAAUAGCGUGAUCAAUCCAAACGCAAUGCGUGGUGCCCGUCGUUCCGAGGGAAGGCGCCUGUCGGCGCAGGACCAGCAGCCGAGCCAGCUCAUGACACUGCACGACACCGAGGUGGAAGUGUUCUAUUUGGGUGACCUGGGUCAGCCCGAGGAAGAAUUGGAGGGCAUUCAGGCAUUCGAGUAG